GUAAUGCAUAGUUGGACGCAAACGGAUAUUUUUUUGUCCGGCACUUUCAUAACGACCGGCAAUGCGGGAAGAAAGUCAAAACGUCAAGAACAGAACUUCGGAAACAGUAAUUAUAGCAGCAAAGCCUGCUGAAGGUAAGUAUUAUUAUUAGUGGUUGGCUGGAUAAUCCGAAAAAGCAGCAGGCUCCAACGCGGUAGGAAAAGGUGCAUCAGCCACGUCGAAGUGUUACACUUUUAACCGGAUCCUUUGCGGCUCCGGAAUCUGAGAAGUGCCUAAGCAACGUCGUGGAGCUAUGGCCAUAAUAAAAUGAAAGCCAACUAAAAACGCUUAUCGUGCGAUACAUUGUGGGUUACGGCAUAACAUUGUAAUGUAGACACUUCAAAUCGUCGCAAAUUUCUCAAAAUUCCCAAAGGCAGGUCGUCAUCUGCCAGAGAUGCUAGGACCUAUUAUGAUCUCAGCCAAACUUAUGAUGAUGUGGAGCGUUUUUCUCCGGGCGCACAUCAUGAAGCAAAUACUCAACUACGAAAGCAGAAGAAAAUUGAAAACAAUCGCUUCCGGAAAGAACAGACCACAGAACUGCUACCUAGAAUUUCAUCGGACCAAAGUAAUUUGGAGAAAAAGAUGGACAAAUUUCGUUUACAUCAAAAACCAGCUCUGAGGCCUCGACAGUUUGAAGAUGACGACGAGGAUGAUGACGAAAAAAGCGAUGUAUCAGGCGAACAUUCCAAUGCCCAGUUAACAAAGGAAAUUAGAGCACUGGAAAAGGAAGUGAGAAGGCUCGAAGGUCUGAAAUCGGGCAAGGGCAGCCCAGAUGACAGUACUAUCCAUGCGAACCUGACCUUUAAUCUAAGAUGGAAGAAAUACAGGAAUUUGUCUGACGAAGAUACAAUGGAGCUGAAAUACGAAGUAGUCGGCAAAUCAAAAGAGGCGUAUGCCAUACAGGUGCUAGUGUACAUUGUCAUUCCAUGUCUUGCGCUGAUCCUCCUAAUCUACACUGCUGUCUCCCUUUACUGGACAAAGUGUUGGUUCUGGAAAGUUGUCCCUCCCGACAGAUAUUACAGAUUUGAACGGUUUGAAAUCGACCAGGAUGAUGAGCCAGCAGAUAUUGCACCGCUUAUACGGACACCUGCAGAAGUCGCGGGAACGCCGGAACCCAGGCUGUCAAGCCCGGAUAACAACUAUCCUAAAAAAGAGCCGAGAGUGCGCUCACGAUCACGCAGUCGUAAUCGUGACCGUGACCGUGGAGCGACGGAUGAAGCCUUCGCCAUGUCAGCCUUCGAUUAUGAUGCGAAGCCAGCAUCAGCCAGAAGCCCACAGCGAGAUUACUAUCGCGGAAAGCGAUGAAAAUGGAUGGG
Molecule: messenger RNA, 1355 nt
Organism: Paramacrobiotus metropolitanus
Lineage: Eukaryota; Metazoa; Tardigrada; Eutardigrada; Parachela; Macrobiotidae
Exons: 7
Coding region: 622-1344 (240 amino acids)
Source: RefSeq, a predicted model, not a curated record